UUGUCUAUUGGGAAUGGGAAUGUCUUUAGGAGCUUUGUUAUUAGAUUCAAUAAAAUAUUAGAUCAGACUCUUCGGAGACGUCAGUUACUUUGUUUAUUAACGGGAUUUUAGUUGCCAUUUUAUUUCUAUACAUUUCUCAUGUAUGAUAUUAUUUAUCUUGAUCCUUACAUAAUUGAAAAUUUAAGAGAGCUGAUCCUUUUAAUUGAAAAUUUUACAUGGACUAGUUUAGGUUACCUAUUCCACUCUUCCAACUUAAAAAUUUGCUGUCAUGCCUUCAUCAAACCUCUCAAUCGCUGUGGUUUGCUCGAGCAAUAUGAACAGGAGCAUGGAGGCUCACGCUUUCCUGAGUAAAAAGGGCUUCCAAGUGCGGUCGUUUGGGACAGGAGACAAAGUGAAGCUGCCGGGGACAGCUCCGGACCGACCAAACGUCUACGACUUCAGCUGUUCGUACGAGGAGAUCUAUCAAGACCUUCACAACAAAGACAAAUCUUUUUAUACCCAGAAUGGUCUUCUACACAUGUUGGAUCGCAAUAAGCGUAUCAAAGUGCGGCCAGAGAGGUUCCAACAAUGUAAGGACAGGUUCGACAUCAUCGUUACCUGCGAGGAAAGAGUCUACGAUCAAGUCGUCGAGUACAUAACGAACAAAAUGCCAACGGAGAACGCGUCUGUACAUGUCAUCAACAUCGACAUCCAAGAUAACCACGAGGAAGCAACGAUAGGAGCAUUCCUUAUCUGUGAAAUGGUUACCCAUAUGGCCAAGAGCGAUGACCUGGAUAAUGACAUUGAUGAGAUGCUCCAAAGAUACGAGAACAAGUGCCAGAGACAACUUCUGCAUUGUGUGCUCUUCUACUGAACUGUACUCCCUUUAUACACAAUAUUAUAUGUAUCAUAUUUUUUCGACAUUUUUUAAAAGUGCUUAUAUAAUAUGAUUGUUGUGUUUAAAAAUAUAAUUUUAUCUAGCUCUUAAGUUAGAAACAUCAGUUAUAAAAUAUUUUUGGUCAGGUUAGAAUGAAUUAUUUUGUUUAUCUAUAUCUGUGUAUAUAUGUAGCAUUCGGUUGUUGGGGGGUUUAUGUAUUUUUCUCAAUCAUAGAGUAAUUAAUACAGAUUUGAUACAAUUAAAUUAAUUAUAUUACAGUUGUUUGUGAUCAUUACAGUUUACGAAAGAACAUGUAUUUUGAGGGGAAUAUCUGUUUUGGAAUGUACUGAAUUGCGCAAGAUGGAUCUAAUAUCAUCGCUGUCUAAGUUUGUGUGUGCAGGUGCGUGUGUGGUGACUGCUAGAGCAAAAUGAAUAGUCCAGUUUUAAAUGUAAUUUAUGACAAUUGUUUUCUAUUUUGAGAUUUUAAAUAAUUUGCUACUAAACGUUACACUUGUGGCGGUCGGCAGCUACAAAAUACCUGAGUAAAUUACAAAGCACUUUUUGACAUGCUUUUGAUCGUUACAAGGGAAACUCGACAUUGGCAUUGGAAAUAUAAUUCCAGAAAUGCUUGUACACAUGCACAGCCUAUGAGAUUGUGCAAAGCCACAGGUAACUGCUAGUACAUAAGAAUAUGUGUGAUUAAUCGUGUUUUUGAAAGAAUUUUUGGGACCCAUCAAACUCAAAACUUGUUACUAAUUUUCUUAACAAGUUCAUCAGUGAUAACAGACAUCCUAGUACUUCUUUCUUUAUAAUGGACAUUUGUUUUCCCACCUUUAAAUGAGAAAAUCCAUUCAUGAAAUACUUCUUUAUCCACAUUUACAAAGUUCUCUGUGAAGAAUCUACAGAUAGCACGCACUUCACACUUGACAGGAUUUGCAACAGUAGAUUAUAUUUUUAUUAACAACAGAAAAAGCUGGUGUUCAAAUGACCUUUACUAUACCACGAUUCAAAACUUGACCUGAUGUGUAUGUUUGUGCAAGACUCGUGGUGUCGUGGUGCUACCCCCUCUACUUCCCACACAGCGAGCAAAUGGACGUUUUUUUCUAAUUUGUCUUUGUAGUUUAUUUAUUCCCAUGAGGCCAAACUCUUCAUAAAGGUUGUGUAUUCCUAAAAAUGUUUCAAAGGUGGCACAAUGGGGGGUUACUAGACGAAACUCAAUACAGGAAUAGUAAAAUACUUUCAGAAUAUUUUGCAUUGCACAAGACAUGGGAGAAAGUUUGUAAUUGUCAGAUGGUACCGUUUAUGUAAUUUUAUUUGAUUUAAAAUAGCUUAAUUUUACUUGUAUAGUUAAAUAAACUCUUCUAUUUAGCUCUGUUAUUUAUUACUUGUUUCUAAUGAAAUCAAACUGUUUGCUUAUUAUUGACAAUAUUAUUUUUUUAUGUAUUUUAAAUCCUAGAUAAGUUUACAAUGUAAGAACAAUGUCAGUUAUCAGUCACAGAAUUCCUCAACUUAUCUGUGAUUCAUUAUUGUACUAAUAAAUAUGACAUGGAGUAUGA
Messenger RNA from Homalodisca vitripennis (glassy-winged sharpshooter), 2412 nucleotides. It is a transcript of the gene Ssu72, whose product is annotated as RNA polymerase II subunit A C-terminal domain phosphatase SSU72. The coding region runs from base 269 to 853 and encodes 194 amino acids. Gene Ontology annotation, biological process: termination of RNA polymerase II transcription. Gene Ontology annotation, cellular component: mRNA cleavage and polyadenylation specificity factor complex; nucleus. NCBI's taxonomy places the organism in Eukaryota, Metazoa, Arthropoda, Insecta, Hemiptera, Cicadellidae. Gene Ontology annotation, molecular function: RNA polymerase II CTD heptapeptide repeat phosphatase activity. The record is from RefSeq and is a predicted model, not a curated record. The transcript has 6 exons.